AUGCCCCACAGCUCCGACAGCAGCGACUCCAGCAGCUUCAGCCAGUCUCCCCCUCCCAGCAAGCAGGACUCUUCUGAUGACAUGAGGAAAGUCCAAAGGAGGGAGAAGAAUCGCAUUGCUGCCCAGAAGAGCCGCCUGAGGCAGACCCAGAAAGCAGACACACUGCACUUGCGCCGCUGGUUUCCCCGGCUGCUAGCAGGAAGCAGUGAGUCUCUUCUUUCCAGGGCAAUGACAGGUUUCCUGUGGCAGGUGGUUUUCUGGUUAAAGACGGCGGUUAUUCAGGCGCCCUCCCCCCGGCCGGGCGGCCCGGGAAGCGGCCGGGCUGCGUGUGUGAGAGGGAGCGAGAAAGCCUGGGCGGGAGCGGACCCAGUCACUUCUCGUAAGCCGGGGCCGGGGAUUGCGGCUGGGGCCGCCAGCAUCGCCCUCGCCCGGCCCGGCCCGGCCCGGCUGCAGGAGGGGGGGUUUGCCCAGGGGCGGCUCGGUGCCAAAUUUACCGGAAACGUCUCAUUCGUGAAACUCUGCGGGGCUGAGAGACUUGGAGAGGCACCACCGCCCCCCGAAGUGCUUUAUGCCACACACUCCUUCCACCAGCCCCACAUCAGCUCCCCACGCUUUCAGCACUGA
Molecule: messenger RNA, 624 nt
Organism: Chaetura pelagica (chimney swift)
Lineage: Eukaryota; Metazoa; Chordata; Aves; Apodiformes; Apodidae
Gene: BATF
Product: basic leucine zipper transcription factor, ATF-like
Exons: 4
Coding region: 1-624 (207 amino acids)
Biological process (GO): regulation of transcription by RNA polymerase II
Cellular component (GO): nucleus
Molecular function (GO): DNA-binding transcription factor activity, RNA polymerase II-specific; RNA polymerase II cis-regulatory region sequence-specific DNA binding
Source: RefSeq, a predicted model, not a curated record